UUCUCUAAAGUUUGACAUGAAAAGCGCUUUGUGAACAAAAGUUUAAAAUUUUAAUUUUCGUUCUUUUUAUGGAGUACGUCGAAGUUCGAGUAAUCAAUUUUCAAAUUGAAUGGGAAAAAGCAAAGAUAUUUGUGAAGCGAGCCUCCGAAGAAAACAUUUGUUGACAUCAAUUAAAGUCGCUUGAUGAUCUGCAACCAAACGUCAACUUAUUUCAAAAAACAAAGACUAAAUGCAAUUUAAAAAAAGAUCAGACGAAAUAUGAAAGAAGUCAAUUUUGAGAAUCAUCGGGACAAACAACCAAAAAAUAAGGUAAAGCCACACAAAUGUACAGUUUGUGUCAAAUCUUUUGUUCAUGCGUAUACACUGAAAGAACAUCUGAAGCUUCAUACUGGUGAGAAUGUAUACAGAUGUGAUAUUUGUCGCAAAGAGUUCUGUCAGCUAGCUAACUUGAGACGUCAUCAAAGGAUACACACUGGAGAGAAACCUUUUAGCUGCGAACUAUGCGACAAACAAUUUACAGACCGAUCGUCCCUGACCUGGCACGUUAUGACUCAUUCGAACACAAAACCGUUUAAAUGCCAACGUUGUUCAAGAUCUUUUUAUUUGCAAAGCCAUCUCGAUCGACACAGGUCCAUACACGAAUUGGAGAAGAAAUUCAAAUGUAAUGUAUGCGGGAAGAAAUUGCGACGAGCGGAUAGUUUAAGAUGCCAUAUGGAAACACACAGCGUAGUAAAACCUUUUAAGUGCAUACAAUGCAAUCGGAGUUAUAGCACGAAAGCGGCUUUGAAUAAACAUCUGAAAAAUCAUGAAGAACCAAAUAAAGAACUAGAUAAACCUUUUAAAAAAAGCGAACAACAAAAGGGGAGCUUAAGUACAGAUUCAAUUACGCUAAUUGAACGAAUACCACAUACAAACGAAGUGAUGGAAAAAACAAAACCUUUCUCAUACAACGAGAAAACUGAAGCACAAAUGUAUUUAAACACAGCGGAAAAAAAUCAUGUGAUUUGCACACAGAGAAAAACUUCUCUGUGUGCAAAUCGUGUAUCUGAAAUUCAUUCUGUAGAAAAGAACAUGAAUAGAAGUACGUCAGUGGAGUUCAAUUCACGUCAUACGUACAUACGCAAGCUGGUGAAACUAGGACCUGCCCCUAGUCGUCGUGCAGAAGACAUACGUUUUACUAUAGACGAGUAUCUUCCUAUUUUAACUGAUAUCCAAAAAAUGUGCAAUAUUUGCAAAAGAAUUUUAACAAACGAGCACGAUCGUGUAUAUCACACUUGUAUAUAAAAUCACUUGUACAUAAACUCUUAUUGAAAGAUAGACGUACGCAUAAAAAUAUUUAAGAAUAACAUUAAUCAUUCUUUUUUUCUUUA
Messenger RNA from Hydractinia symbiolongicarpus, 1370 nucleotides. RefSeq names its product zinc finger protein 665-like. Gene Ontology annotation, molecular function: RNA polymerase II transcription regulatory region sequence-specific DNA binding; DNA-binding transcription factor activity, RNA polymerase II-specific. Gene Ontology annotation, cellular component: nucleus. The record is from RefSeq and is a predicted model, not a curated record. Bases 259 to 1284 code for a protein of 341 amino acids. The transcript has 2 exons. Gene Ontology annotation, biological process: regulation of transcription by RNA polymerase II. Lineage: Eukaryota; Metazoa; Cnidaria; Hydrozoa; Anthoathecata; Hydractiniidae.